AUGGCGCGGUGCGGCGGCGGCGCAGCGCCGAAGGGCCCCAGCCCGGCGGCGGCGGAGCGGCAGCGGCUGAAGGAGGCGCUGGCCGAGCAGCUCCGGCAGGACCUCGGCAGGCUGCUGGCGGAGGGGACCCGCUCCGACGUGACCAUCCGGGUGGGCGACGCGGCGCUCCGGGCGCACCGGGCGGUGCUGCUGGCGCGGGCGCCACGGCUCUUCGCCGCCCUGGGAGGGGGGCGGCCGCCCCCCGAGGUGCUGCGGCUGGACGGCGUGGGGACCGCGGAGAUCCGGCGCUUCCUGCGGCUUGCAUAUUCAUCUGAUAAAAAUCUUAAAGAAGCUGAGGAGCUGGCUAUGAUGAAAAAAGUAUUGGAACCCAAAUUAAUACAUGAAAACAACAUUGCUACUCUUCAGAACACUCAAACAAAUGUAAAUUGUCUCAGAGAAAGCAAAAAACUACCUGUUGAACAGAAUACUCCAAGUGGAGCUGUGCCCAUGCAGAAAGAAGUUGCUUGUUCAUCUUGUGUUGAGGAAAUUCCAGAAGCAGUCAUUGAUGCAGAAAGCAACAAAGACACUGCAGGUAAUUCCAGACUAGAAACUGCAUCUGUGUUAGGAGAAGACUUAAUGAUGCUCUACAAGAAGUGCUGUUGUCCAGAUAUUAAUAUUUGCAUAGAAGGCAAAGAUUUUCAGGCUCACAGGGCCAUUUUAUGUGCCAGAUCUAGUUACUUUGCUGCUAUGCUGAGUGGAAGUUGGGCUGAGAGCUCCCAAGAGCACAUCACUCUUCAAGGCAUAAGCCAUACAGAAAUGAGUGUCAUCUUGCAUUUUAUAUAUGGAGCUAUUCUGGACUUCCCAGACAAAGUUGAUGUUGGUCGCAUGUUGGGCAUUGCAGAUAUGUAUGGGCUGGAUGGGCUGAAAGAAGUAGCUAUCUACAUUUUGAAAAGAGAUUACUGCAAUUUUUUCCAAAAGCCUGUUCCUGGGAAACAGCAACCUGUACUAGAAUGCAUGGCUAUUGCUCAUUCAUUGGGAGUGGAAAACCUGUAUGCUGCUUGCAUGAAAUGGGUAGGAAAACAUUUUGCAAAAUGUUUGUCAGAGAGAAGCUUUGCCAAUUUGCCUACUGAACUUCAGAACAACUGUCUUGUUAUGUUGAUUAACUCUUUGAACCACAAGAAUGCUGCUUUCCUUUUGAUGGAGAGUGACCGGCUGAUCAACAGCCUCCCUCAGGUGAAGUGGACAGAGGCAGCUGUGGCCUUGGCAUCCAGGCUGCAUGAAGAAUGCGUGACAUUUAUUGUCGCAGACUUCCUACACAUAGUACAAAGCGAAGGCUUCUCUGUUUUGUUGCAGGCACAGGCAAUGAGCAGCAAACCUGACCUUCUAGAACUAAUUUUUAAUGCAAUUGAAAAAAGCAUUAAUAAUGAAAAUAGCUGCUUUCUCCUUGUAGCUGUGGAUACAUUGUUGGACUCUGCAAAUGUGAAGGAGAUGGGUUUUACGUGCAAGAUCCAGGCGCUGCGUGAUAAGCUCUGGGUCUUCCUGGUUCAGUCUUUUUAUGCUGUUCGUCACACAGAAGGCUGGAAGCUGAUGAGGCCAGACCAUCAACAGAAAAUACAAGCAGCUGCAUUUGACAAGGGUGAUGACCGAAGACUUGCCAAAAAACCUGUAUUCACUAGUUCUCAGCUAAAUAAAACUACUACUCAAUCUGUUGGUAUAAGGAAUAGCUCCUGGACAGAAUACGACAAGAAAGAUUGCUGGGGAGAUUCUUCCACCAAUCAGGAUAAAAUGAAAUCUGAUGGAUUAGGAGCAUCUGGACAUACAUCCAGCACCAAUAGAAACACUGUUAAUAAGGCUUCAAAGCAUGAGGAUGUAAAGGGAAAAGAUGGCAAAAAAUUAGUUUCCAAGAUUACUAAGGAUUCAAAACCUGGGGAAAAAGCUGCCUCGCCAAAGGCUAGAGCUGUUAUAAAGACAAAAACAGAAAACAAUGGAAAUGUGAAGGCUGAAAGCAUGCUUAGCAAGCAAGAUGGAGAAAAGACAUCACCUGCAACUGGACAAAAAAAUUCUGGAAGUGGCAAAGGACUAAAGAAUCAUGAAGGAAAAACUGCAGGUGCCAGACCUAAAGUGCUGACAGUAACCUCAAGUGUGCAGAUCAAAACAAAACCAUUGAAAAAAACCCCAGGGAAGGAAUCUCCCUCCUUAGUGACUGUAGCAGCAACUUCCAGCAAGUCAGCAAACUCAAAUGCAGAUAGCAAGACUGUCAAUGAACAGACAGAGGAACCCAAAGAGGAUAAAUUGAUAGAGGAAGGGAAAAAACAGACUGUGAAAACAAAGGCAUCUGUGAAGAUAUCAAAUGGAGUCACCACCAAAAAAAAAAAGACUGAGCUUGAGGCUAAUGUCACAACAAGCAGUCUGACAAAAAAAUCAACAGGAAAAGGAUGCAAUGAGCAAAAUGUACAAACAGUUCUAAAGAAAAAAGGGAAUGUCAGUACCAGUUCUGCAGCACAACAAAAGGCUCAAAACACACCUACCAAUUCUCCCAAGAGCCAAGGACCUCAGGGAGAAUCAACAAAUUCACUGAAAUCAGGAAUGUCUCCAAAACAUAAUGAAGAAAAAAAUGUGUUACAACAUCUGGUUCAGACAACACUACCAGAAAAACAUCCUUCAACCAAGAAGAAGAGUGUUAAGCAGUCACAAACACCUGUAACAAAAGCCACUGCAAAAAUAACACCUAAAACCCUGGCUCCAUCAAAGCAUGCUGAGAUUACAAAUAGUAAAGACCCGAAACAGAAAUCAGCUGUAUUAAAAUCUCAGUCCUCUGCCCAAAAACAUUCAAGGAGUGAAUCUCCUGUUGUCCAGAAGAAUGUGCACAUCUCUGAGCACAGAGAUUCAGGACAGAAACUUGAGAAAAACACAGCUGAUGCUGUGGCAGGUCAGCUUCAUGACAAUAAUGAAUCUUUUAAACCUGUGGUGCAAAGCAGCGGUGAUGAUAAACUACUGGAGUCCUGUCAACCCAAUAAACAAAAAUUGUCAGAUUCUACUGAAAAUGUGCAAUACAAAAUACAAUCUGAGUCUUCUUCUCCUCUGAUUACAGAAGAAACUAUUUCUAAACUUCAUGUUUCAGUGCAAAAUGACAGGGAAACAAGACAAAUCUCUGAAGAUCAGUCUGGAAUUAAAAAGACUGAAGAUACAAAGAUUGAUAAUACAGCUGAAUUUCACUGUCAUGCACAAUCUGCCAGUAAUGGAUAUUCAGACUUUUCCAAGGAAACCAAUCAAAAGGCUAGUGUUCCAGGAGAACUGGUGAAAGAUUCAAAACCAACAAAAGUCUGUAGUGAGCAAAGUGAUAAAUUAAACUCUGAAACAGGUCUUAACUAUGAUGAAAAUGCUUUGUCAAGCUUUUCCAGAAUAAGUAAUAAAGAAGAUGAGACAUCAUCUCCUCAGAUCCAUAUGGAGGGAUUUCUUACAGCUGAUGAACUGUGUGAUACAUCAGCCUUGACUGAAUAUAAAUCAGUUACAGCAGAUUUAGAUGAUGUUUCAGAAUGUUCCACAGAACAAAUAACAGAAAAAUAUUCACCUAGUUACACAGAGCUUAUAGACCCUACAGAAAUGCCAGAAAACCAGGAAAAUGCAGAAACUCCCUUUGUUGACCACUGGAAUACUGGUGCUGUAGAUCCAAAAGAGAGCCCGGAAUCAGAUACUGGCAGUGCAACCACAUCCUCUGAUGAUAUAAAACCAAGAUCAGAAGAUUAUGAUGCUGGAGGCUCUCAGGAUGAUGAGGGAUCCAAUGAAAGAGGGAUUUCUAAAUGUAGCACUAUGUUAUGUCAUGAUUUUCUUGGAAGAAGCAGCAGCGACACAAGUACACCUGAGGAAUUAAAAAUUUAUGACAGCAGCCUAAGAAUAGAAGUGAAAAUGAAAAAAGAGGGUUCUGAUCUCUUCCGUGUUAACUCAACGAGUGAUGAUGAAAUACCAAGAAAAAGACCUGAAAUUUGGUCCCAUCAGGAGAGUUCACGGACCAAUACUAGAGAAAGCAAAAGUUCUACUUUUGGUAAUGCACAGUUUACUCAGGAAGCAGACCAAGUUUCUUCUUCUGCCGAUGAAACAGAAGAUGACAGAUCUGAAGCAGAGAAUGUUGCACAAAACUUCCCUCCAUCAAAUGUGCCCACUCAGCAGUUCCAAGGAAUUGAUAAUUUAGCUUUUGAAGAUGCAACAGAAAAUGAUACUGUAAGUCAGGAGUUUUCUAAAACUAAAAAUUUCAAACGAUCUGUUUUACUUUCAGUAGAUGAAUGUGAAGAAUUGGGAUCUGAUGAUAAAGUGGAAACUCAUACUUCACGUCAGCACUCAAUAGAUUCUCUUACUCCAGAAGUAUUUGACAGUGUUUCUCAAGAGCAGCACGGAAAGACCUUUUAUUCAAGAUACUCAGUGGAAACUGAAGAAGGAUUCCUGGAUGGCAAACAGCGUAAGGAUAGAGACAAUAAGUCAGAUAAAAGUGGAAGUUCUCUCUUACAUCUUCACGGUACUGAAAUCCCAGGGAAGGAGGAUGAGGGUGCUUCAAUGACUGAACAAAAUUGCCCAGAAAAAAUCUAUUCAGCAGCUAGUCCAUGUCCAGGAGAAAAACAGGAAGUAAAUAUGAAGAAUGAGGUUGCUAUUGAAUUUCAGCAGUGCAAUAAGUACUUAGACAAUGAUGCAAAAUCUCAAGAAAGACCAUGUCAUCUGGAUCUUCAGCAGAGAGAAACUAAUUCUGAUGCGCAAAAGAACAGCUCUGCAAAACCUGUAGAAGCCAGUAAGAAUCAGAUACUGACUCAGGAAGGUCAAGUGAGAGACAGUCAACCAGCAACUACUGAAUGCGCUAAUACUGAUUUACUUCCAGGAGACAUAGAUGAUUAUGACACAAUGGCACAAACCUGCAUGUAUGAACAUCGGCCUCCAAAAACCCUUUCUCCAAUAUAUGAGAUGGAUGUUGGAGAAGCAAUUGAGCAGAGGAUGGAUUCAGAAACAGCAGUUCUAGAUGUGGAUUUUGAAGAUCAGCAGUUUGCAGAACAGGACUGGACUCUUCUCAGGCAAUUGUUAUCUGAGCAGGACUCAAAUAUAGAUUUCAAAAACUCUGUUCCUGAAGACCUUAACUUAGCACAAUGUCUUAUCAAUCAGACACUGUUUCUGGCACGAGAUGGUUCAAAUCCUCAGGGUACAUCACAAGUUGACACAUUCAGUAGGUGGACUGAGCUCAUGUCUCCACUGGACGAUUCUUCAGCAAGCAUUACAGUGGCAAGUUUUUCAUCUGAAGACUGUUCAUCCCCUCAAGGGGAAUGGACAAUUCUUGAACUGGAAACCCAUCAUUAAGGUGACCAACUGUUUGCAACUGAACUCCAGCCCAUUCCCCAAAUCUAUUUUUGAUGCGUUGUUUCCAUACAAUAAUGCUACUGCAUCAGUCAAGAACGAGCAAUUCUUGAUACUGAGGCAAUCUUUCUUAUAUAAUGAGGUAAAUAUGUUAAUUUAUAAUCUAGAUUUAAUCACAGGUACGGUAAUUUUUCAAGACUUAAAUGUAUGUCUUUUCUAAAAAUGAACUUUGAGCAUGUAUUUUCUAGAAUUGUUAGAAAAAUUAGAUGACAUGAAAGAAAAAUCUUGGUUUCCACCUUCCCUUUUAUCUUCUUUUUUGACAUUUAAUGUUCUCAUUCAGCAAAAAUUUAAAGAUGAAUGCACAAUUAGUAGAGCUAUUCCCCUCCUUUUUUUCCCCCCUCUCUCUAUGGUCACUUCAUUUUACAACAAUAAAGAUUCAGAAUGGUUGUGUCAAAAGGUGAUGUGUGCCAACACUACUUUAAAUGAUGGAAACACAGUCUUAUGUUCAAAGAAAAUGUUUCAAUCUGAAUCUGCCUUGGGCCUUAUUAAUAUGAGCAGCUUGUUUCAUCUAUUUCUUCCAUAUUAAAUUUUUGUAUUUUGUUUUGUUUUGUUUAGAAGUUUACAAUAAAUUUUUUAAAUUGUGUUUCCUUUAAGUAUAAGACUUCAGAGGGUCUGUGCUAUAGGAAGAGCACUGUUCCUUUCUUGGAAAUGCAUGUUUAAGUAAAUAUUUUAAAUGGCAUAGUGCAUGAAUUCAAAGGAGUUGGUAGAAUGCUGCUCCUGUUCUAAGAAACAGCAUGUCUGAUGUUUCCACGAAUAUAUCUGAUGCUGAAGUCGUGGUCAAUGUUACAUCAGAAGUCUGACUGACUAGAAUUAUCUUCUGGCUUCAAUUCAUAACACUUGCACCCUUCUGAUGCUAGGGCAUAGAAAGAUUCUCAGGAAUUCGGUUUUGUUUGUUUUUACAGAUGCUACAUUUUUGGAGCAGUAAUAGGAUUCUUGCAUCUUCAUUAAUAUAUCUAGUGUAGCUUUUAUGUAUUGAAACUAAAUGUCAACAUAACCUUUCUUCUGACUCAGAGUGAAAUAGAAUACAUAGCUCAUUCUGCUGCUUUUGGCUAUUUGAGUGUGGAUAGGACUAAUUAUUAUCGUUUGUGAUUUGACAAGGAGGAAGGAGUGAGAAACUCUUUGUAAUUGUUACCAACUCAGAACUCCUGAAGCAUACAAGUUUUUCUCCCUGCAAAGGCUGGGCUCUCUAAAAUACCUGCAUUAUGGAAACAGUAGGGCUUGUCUUACACACAGCCUGAAGUCUAAACAGGAAAUAUUCUACCUCCUCUCAGUCAUUAACAGAAGUGCCUUCUGAAAUAGGUGCCAUAUGGCAGUAAAUGGCUACUAACAUUCUUCUUUUGUGGAAACUAUUUAAGAUAAGUACACAACUUAAGCUGGUUGUAACCACCGGUGACAUGGUCAGUUUUGCAAGCUUUUGCACAAUUCCAACAGUGCACCUUAAUUUUUUUGACAAACUUUGUUCAUAGUCAAACUCUCAGUUCUGUGGAAAUAUGAAGUUGCCCUAGCGUAUGAAUGAAGUUAUGACCUGUCUGACCUUUGGAUUUGACAUAAUAAAGAGCUUUGGGGCAAAAUAGUUUAUCUAGAAAGCCACUUUGUUGAACUUCUGGUACAAAAGUAAAAGUAAUGUUUUAUUCUCCUCAGAACAGAGGAAGAAUUUUAUCUCAUUCCUUAAUGUCAAGGUAGGGGGAAAAAAAGGAAAGCCUUCCUUUCUCUAUGUCAAUGGAGGACUCUAACUCAGGGAAGGAAGAUGUUCAGUCUCAAUAAAAAUCUUUCUAACCAACUCUUUUAGCAGCAGUAUCAGUAGUUUGAAAUAUUAUAAUUCAAAAUAUUAUAAAUGUAGUACACUGUAUUUAACCCAGUUUUCAUAUUGAGGAAUUUAGGAGAACCUUUAGAAGUGCAAAUCAUCAAGAAAACCUGGUUUUCACCUUCAAAGUUUACAAGGUUUAUCAGUAGGGGAUAGUCUUUUGAAUAAAAGAAAGAACUAUAGUAUUAGCCAAAGUAAAAGAUGAAACCUGAGAGAAGCUCUUACAGCAGGCUGAAGAAUAGUGUUUGCAAUCUCUCUGUAAAACACUAAAGUAAAACUUGUUUACCAAAAAGCUUGAUCAACUUUCAAAUCCUGAUAAUAUUCUGAUAGUGGGCAUUCACACGUUAAACAAGAUGAAGUGAUGGAAAGGAGAGGUGACAGAAAGUGAAAGAAGGGUUCCUUUGGUCUAUUUUUUGCUUUGCCCAUAUUUUUAACUCUUACUGAAUUGAUAGAGCAGCACUGAAGCGACACACAAAGUUUCAUGUUUGUUUUAUGAAUUACAACACAUACAGAGGUUUCUUUAUUUUUUCUUUGCAUUUACUUUUCCGAUUGGAUCAAAAUGAAAUUAGCUUCUGUCUUCAAGUCCACAAUGAUGUUGCUGCAAUUCCUUUAAUAAUUUUGCAGCAGAGCGCUGAUUAGGAUAUGGUAUUGUUCAGUUGUUACAUAUGCAGCCGCAGAAUUCAGCUUCCCACAGCCAAAGAGUGUCUGUAGAAGUAGCAGGAAUAGAAAGUGGUAUUGUUUUUAAUUUGCGUUACCAGAGUGUCUGUGAAGCUUAAUCAGACCAACAUCCCACUGGCUAGACAUUGUACAAACCCAGAACGGAAACAAAGACUUCCCACAGAGUGCUUAUAAUCCAAGUUAAGACAAAAGACCAAAAAAAAUGCACAUGGAUGGAAAAGUAAAAUGAGCGUGUCAAUAUUUAUCUAGCUGAUUAGCAAUGGUCUCAGCACAUCAUCAGUUUAAACAGUCAUUUUUUUCUCCUGUAUGCAUUAUGAGAAGGGGAAGUUGGAGGGUGAGAUUUGGAGGCUGGAUAAUGAGGGAGCUGGAAGAAUCUAUAUUCCUGACCAGCCUUGUGUGCUAGCAAAACUCUCUUCCUGCUUGACCCUGACCUCAUUCAGGGUCAAGCUUUUGGCCAGGUGUAAGUGGCUCUGUAUUUAAUAGUAUCAGUCACCUGAGUUCUUCAGUCCUGCUCGUGCUUCCUGACAGUGAUUUUGUGACUGUAUUGGCCUAGUUUCCAAAGCAUCAGAGAAUGGAUAAAGGUUUGUUUGAAAACUUCAUAGAGAAACAACCAAAGCUAGUGUCAUAGGCUUCAAAUGAAUAGUGAUUAAGAGGUCCUGGAGGACCUCUAAAGUAGAGACAAGGUAGGUACAUCUGAUGAAACAGUGAAAGGGUGUCAGUGAAGAAACUAAACAGAUGGCAUAGUGAAAAUAUUGUUUAAGGAUUUACCUUUGCAGUAGUAUUUUGGAUAAGAGCAAUAAAAUUGCUUUGUCAAAGCCUGAGCAGACAAUGUUGCAGUUAACGGGUGAUACUGACAGCUUACCUGAGAUUGUUACGGGAAUGGGAAGGGUGUCUGUAUCCUGCAGGUAGUAACACCAAAUUUAGUAAACUCAGUGAAAUUUAGAGGAGAGAACUCAGAAAUCAGAGUUUAAGAUAAUGACCCUGAUUUUGCUUAUCUUGAAUGAUGUUGUGAAAGUGAAAAAUAAGGAUAUUUUACAUAUGUGAAGGUAUUAAGUUUAAAAAAGACUACAUCUCCAAAAAGUGGUCCUGUAGUCAUAAUAACUUUUUUUUUUUACUUGGAAAAUUAGAGUCUAGUCUGGACUGGAGAAGCAGCUCUGCAGGGUUUUUACAUACAGAUACUAGCUAAAAUUGUAUUUGUGGAAUAAAUCACCAAAAGAAGUAUUGCAGAGGGAAAAUGGAAGCAAAUGGAGGCCCAAACAGUUGGAAACCUACAAGAAACUAAGGAAAGUGGCGGUUCUUCCAAAUAAUCUGCUCAAAAA
This is a messenger RNA of Corapipo altera (White-ruffed manakin), 9171 nucleotides long. Its product is annotated as AP2-interacting clathrin-endocytosis protein-like. The record is from RefSeq and is a predicted model, not a curated record. The transcript has 18 exons. Lineage: Eukaryota; Metazoa; Chordata; Aves; Passeriformes; Pipridae. The coding region runs from base 1 to 5313 and encodes 1770 amino acids. Gene Ontology annotation, molecular function: protein binding.